Messenger RNA from Fusarium vanettenii 77-13-4, 2010 nucleotides. RefSeq lists its product as uncharacterized. The record is from RefSeq and is a predicted model, not a curated record. The transcript is spliced from 5 exons. Bases 1 to 2010 code for a protein of 669 amino acids. Gene Ontology annotation, molecular function: DNA-binding transcription factor activity, RNA polymerase II-specific; RNA polymerase II cis-regulatory region sequence-specific DNA binding; zinc ion binding. Gene Ontology annotation, cellular component: nucleus. Lineage: Eukaryota; Fungi; Ascomycota; Sordariomycetes; Hypocreales; Nectriaceae. Gene Ontology annotation, biological process: positive regulation of transcription from RNA polymerase II promoter by galactose.
AUGCCCCGGGCACACAUGAGGGUCGAGGAACGGCAACGUUCGGCGAGAGCUUGCUUGUCGUGCAAAACGUCCAAGAUCCGCUGCGACUCCGAGUUGCCAUGCACGUCGUGUGUUAGACGCGGCCGGACUGACACCUGCACUUAUGGGGACCCUUUCAGGAACAACCGCUUCCCCCCUCACAAAGGUCAUGGAACUCAGAACCGCCCACCGAGGGUCCAGGGCGCAAAGAGAGCUUCGGACGCCCGUGACCUGCCAUCAGAGCAGCCUCCGUCGGUUGCGUCAGCCAUCUCUCCAAUAUCGGCAGUAGGUUCCAGUAUGGGCAACCCUGCAGCGGCUUAUCCUUCCCCUGACCGGGGGGCCAUGUGCAACCAACAAGGCCAAGCAGUUUACACUGGCUCCGGCACCAUUUCUUCCUUUCUCGACUUUCUGAGAGAGAGUGUCAGGCGGCACGUCGGGCCCACCCCCUUCAGCGAAGGCAACGGUUUUGACAGCAUGCUGGAAGAAGAAGACUAUGGUGAGCAUGAAUCUGCGCAGCUUGACCAAGACAAGACGGCAAAACGUGACCUCUUUACGUCUUUUCUUGAAGUGACCAGCGGGAUUCUUGAUAUUCUCACUCUGGAUGAGUUCAUUGAAAUCACCGACAGUGACUCACAGUCACAGCCCUGUGAGUCAAGACGUGAGGAUACUGCAGCAGCCUCUGUGGCCAUGGCUAUUGGCGCUCAAGCACUCGGAAAGUCCAACAAGGCCCUGUCCGCCGCAUUCUUGGCCAACGGCCAAAAGAUUGCCUUCGAAGGCCUGCUGCAGCAUGCUAGACCCAGCACGGUCAGAUUGUUUAUACUCAUGUCUUACUAUAUGCUCGGAGCCUGUCGAAAAACCACAGCCGUGAUGUAUUUGGGUAUCGCGUCAAAGGCCGCCAUGAUGUUGGGAUUUCACGAACUGGGGAUUCGAGAAGACAUUGGGGAGCCAAAAAAGCCUUCCAUUCGACAGAUCUGGAAGAGCCUUCAGAUUCUUGACACUUUGCUCAAUUGCCUCGUCGGAACCACGGGAGGGCUCCUCGAGAUACAGUCCAUGGACCAGACACAAGAUUUCACAAAGAUUCGUGACAUCGGUUUCAACAUCACCCUAAAAGGAUGUGGUGUGUUGGCUGAACUCAAUCAGAGACAGCGCCAGGGCACGCGCAUGGAAAUUCCAGGUGCUGAGGAAAUCCUGGAAAAGCUUCAGGCCUUUGGUAAAGACGUCUCUCGUGACCUGCAUCCUCUCGGAGAGCUUGGCCAGCUACCUUGUACUCCCGAGGCAAGACAAGACAACUUGGCCAAGUUCCACGCGUCAUGUCUCUACUAUCUCGGGGUUACCCUAGUCACACGCCCGUUCCUGAUAUUUACACUCGGACAUGGACUAAACGGCGCCCCAAUGGAAGAUUCAAAACAUUCGUCCGACUCGAGAAUCCCUAGGCUUGCUCAAGCCUGUGUAGUCUCGGCCAAGUAUCUGGUGGCCGCAUGCAAGAAUCUUACUGCAUGCGAUAACCUGUUUACCAACCUGUGGCUUGUUCAACUUUGGUCUUUGAUGGGCGGAUUAACCUUGGGCUUUGCGAUCCUGUCCGGAGAGGCUGGCCAGGAUCUCAAGGAUGGCUUCGAUGAUGCAACCGAUAUUCUGUCCCAGCCGGAGCACCCAAAACAAGCCAGUAGCCAGAUGUACAAUGCUAUGCGCACCUUUAAGGAUGCCAUCAACCGCCAACAAGAGCAACAGGCGGACGAGAGGCGUCGCGCAGCUUUGCAAUACGUGGAUCAGCUGGCCACGAUUGGCUCAACUCAACCCGGGCCAACCGAGUCGCGAAUGCUGCUGGAAAACUUGGUAGGUCUAGAGUAUGAUGACUGUUUCGAGUGGUCGAUUCCGGACACCCUGUCUGAACUUGAUCCCCUCACGAGUUUGGGCAUUGCCAAGGAUGAGAUUCUGGUGGAGCUGUCAGGAGACUUGCAGAUGGACUAUAGCUUAGAUUUACGUACUGGUUGA